Callorhinchus milii (elephant shark) is the source of this 1675-nucleotide messenger RNA. RefSeq names its product valyl-tRNA synthetase 2, mitochondrial (gene vars2). Lineage: Eukaryota; Metazoa; Chordata; Chondrichthyes; Chimaeriformes; Callorhinchidae. The record is from RefSeq and is a predicted model, not a curated record. Gene Ontology annotation, cellular component: cytosol. Gene Ontology annotation, molecular function: aminoacyl-tRNA deacylase activity; valine-tRNA ligase activity; ATP binding. Gene Ontology annotation, biological process: valyl-tRNA aminoacylation.
AGAGGGAUAGAGAGAGAGAGGUAACAGUGACAGAGACUGUCUCAUUACAGGGUCUGUGUCUGGUCACCUCGGUUAGAGUGAGGUGGGGGGGGUGUUGGGGGUCUUUGGGCCGGGGUGGGAUGUUGCUGUCGGGCUGUGUGCGUCGGGGGGAGAGGUGUCUCCAGGGGGCCUGGCAGCGACACUGCAGCGGGGGGUCUGGGGGCCAGACUGAACCCCCCUCGGGGACCGCGGCCUCCAGCCGGCUCCGCAACAGAGCAGCCAAACAGCAGCGGAGAGAACAGAGGCUGCAGGACAUCGAGGCCAGAGCCGGUGUGAACGCAGAGCAGGAGGUUAAGGAGAAAGGUCACUGGUCACAUAAGGAUGUGCUCGUUUACACACAGAAAACCCAACCUGGAGAGAAGAAAGACACCUCAGGCCCUCUCCCUGCUGCCUACAGUCCGGGGUACGUGGAAGCCACCUGGUAUCCCUGGUGGGAGAAACAGGGAUUUUUCCGGCCGGAAUAUCAUGCACAGAUGAAACACGCCCGGAAUGAGACAUUCUCGCUGUGUUUUCCUCCCCCCAACGUCACGGGAUCCCUUCACCUCGGCCAUGCUCUGACAGCAGCCCUGCAGGACGCCAGGGUCCGGUGGAGGAGAAUGCAGGGACACAAAGUGCUGUGGAUUCCAGGCUGUGAUCAUGCGGGAAUCGCAACCCAGGUGGUGGUGGAGAGGCAGUUAUGGAAGGACCAAGGGCUGCGAAGGGAGGAAAUGUCUCGCGAAGAGUUUGUGUCAGAAGUCUGGCGCUGGAAAGCGGAGAAAGGGGAUGAAAUCUACCAUCAGCUGCGGAGACUGGGAGCCUCGCUAGACUGGGAGCGAAGCUGCUUCACACUGGACCCUAGAUAUUCGGAGGCAGUGACGGAGGGCUUUGUGAGGUUACACGAGGGAGGCUGUGUUUACCGGGAUCAGGGGCUUGUAAACUGGUCGUGUGCUUUACGUUCCACCAUCUCUGACAUCGAGGUACAGAGCCGUUCAGUGAAAGGAAUCACUCACCUCUCGGUCCCGGGUCACAGUCACCUCAUCCCCUUCGGCCAAAUCUUCCUGAUCAGCUUCGUCACCGAGGAUCUGGAGGAUGAGGUGGUUGUGGCGACGACGAGGCCGGAGACAAUGUUCGGAGACGUUGCCAUCGCGGUUCAUCCUGAAGAUCAGCGUUACAUACACCUUCAUGGCUCCCGAUUCCGACACCCGUUCAACAGCCGCCUCCUCCCCCUCCUCACAGACACCAGUAUCCAGCCCGAGCUCGGCACCGGGGCAGUGAAGGUGACACCAGCUCACGAUCACACAGAUUACCAUCUCGCUCUCCGUCACUCACUCCCCAUAAUCCAUAUCUUCAACCAGGACGGCACCAUGAACAGUCACUGUGACUCCUGGCUCCAGGGGCAGCCCAGGUUUGAUGCUCGGCGGCUGAUUCUGGAGGCUCUGAUGGAGCGAGGUUUACACCGCGGCUCAGAGGAGCACAGCCUGGUGCUGCCCGUCUGCAGCCGUACAGGGGAUAUAAUCGAGCCUUUCCUGAGGAGCCAGUGGUUUGUUCGAUGUAAAAAAAUGGCGACACAAGCGAUAGCGGCUGUGGACUCUGGGAGAUUGUGUUUCACUCCGAGUUUCCAUCAAAAGACGUGGAAAACCUGGCUCAGUGACAUCAG